CAUAAAAUCCGUGGCCCUAGCUUGUGUCCACGAAAACAGUUUGCAUAUCUGCACACAGCUUGUGAGAGGGAACGCUGUUACAGUGUACUAGGCUACGCGUUCUAGUACACUGUAGUGUUGAAUUUUUCACGAACCGGGGAUUUCUGAAAAUGCCUGGUUGAUCACCUGUGGAGGCUGGGUCGAAUUUGAAACUGGCGCCACAUCCGAGCGUUGUCUUUAAAGCUCGUAUUUCGUACUAUUUUGGGUGUAUUUAUCGUGUCGAUUACUGUUUUUCUAAAGCAUCUACCGCCCUCGCUAUUUGUUAUUGCACACUUUAUGCGCGCUCUCAAAUCCGAAAGUGAUGGGGGUGCGCCUUGCGGAGCAGACAACAUGCCAGUGGGACACGGGGAACGCAGCGUCGGCAGUGCUACGUUCUAGGAAGGACCGUGAAAGAUUAGGUGAAACUGGAGUCUACAGGAGCGGAUCAAUCAGUCACCAGGGUUCCAUUCCAUAGCAGUGAUGAAUAUGGCUGACUCGCACUGCCAUUCAGCCGACAGCUCGGACGGAAGGAUGGACAUGUCCGCGCUGGUGGGGGCACUCGUGCGUGCCUCGGAAAAGGCGGCCGCGCUGGCACGCGCGUGUCGUGCUGAGGAGGAGCUCUUCAGCCUGCUGGUGGAGGAGAAAGGCGAGGCCGACAAGAACCCCCGUUUCCUGCGGGACUUCAAGACCCUCGCAGACGUCCUCAUCCAGGAGAUGGUCAGGCACGACCUCUCCCAACUGGAUUCCGGGUUUGGCGCCCGCGUGAAGGGCGAAGAAAGCAACCAGUUCACCAAUGGCCUUGGGGAGACCAUCUGCGUGGAGGUGUGCCCCACGCCGGAAGAGACGGCCGAGCUCUUGGCGCGCGUGCUCGACGGAAACCGAGAGGCCGCCGGCAAGCUGGCCCGCGUCGUGCACUCGGACAUCGACUCGCCCGAGGAGGUGUGCCUGCCCAAUGCGGGGAAGAUCGACCUCGGGAACCACGGCGUCUGGAUCGACCCCAUCGACUCCACGUCGGAGUACAUCGGGGGUCACUGGGGCGAGGAGGACGGGAGCGGCCUGGUGCCUUCCGGGCUGCAGUGCGUGUGCGUGCUCAUCGGCGUCCACACCCUGGCCGAGGGGGCUCCUGUCGUGGGCGUGGUCAACCAGCCCUUUCACCACCUGGACCACCGGGGCAGGCCUGUGGGGAGGUGUUACUGGGCAGUAGCCAGCGUUCCAAGUCCGGUCAUGAGUCGUAGCAUCACCCGCGACGAAGACAAAGCGGCCAGCCAGAGGCACCGCCCCAUCGUGCUGCUGAGCGUCGGAGAGAGCGAGGCGGUCAUCGAGAUGCUGCAGAACAAGGGCUUCGAGGUUAAGUUUGCAGCUGGCGCAGGUUACAAGCUGCUCUGCGUCGUCCUGCAGCGCGUCGACGUGUACCUGCUGAGCAAGGGGACAACGUUUCGCUGGGACACGUGCGCCCCUCACGCUCUCUUGGCUGCCAGGGACAUUCCCCUGCACCGUUUCAGGGACAUCUCGCUGUCCGUCACGGCCCUGAGCAGCAUGCCGGAAGUGGGGGCUCUCAACUACGCGCAGCCGGACGGAGUCCUAGAAAGACUCGGCCCCAGCGCAAAGUGGCGCAACAGCGGCUGCCUGUUUGCGUGCCUCAACCCCGUUCACGCGGCCGCGGUCGACGACAUCUUGCGCACGCUUGCCGUUGCGGCAUUGUCGGACUUGGCUUAGUUCCUGCACCACUGGUUAAAUUCUCGCACUGCUGUAGCCAAGACUGACUGGUCUACCAGCGUGAGAUUAUCUGGAUCAUGUCAGGAAACUGCUAGAACGAGAUCCUUCUUUCCGAAGUACACCCACCCAGAGUCCUUGCAGGGCUGCGAGCUUCCGUAGAGUGCUGAAUGUGGUACAGCUGAACUGAGCUCUGAGGUCAUGGAGGUCAUCAUUUUAGUAGUCAUUGUUUUAGUUUACACGGGUCGUUUGUUUCCAGGCAUGUCGAAAACGGUCUCUAGCUCUGGGAUUGUUGCAACUUGUUGCAGUUUGAUGGUGCAGUUUUUCACGUGAAGUUUCUGAUAGCACCCUUGUUAUACCGUCGUAGUAAUCUAGACCAGUGUUGGUUGAUUUCACAAAAACUUUUAACAGAAUAUGUGUCUCCAGAAAAAUGUGUUUAAUCAAAAGCCAAAAUAUGCAGUAAUUGCCUAAAGAAAAAAGUAGGUGUAAAAAUGAAGACGGAAGAAAGAGGAAAAAAAGCAAAGCGCAAGUUAAAGCAAAAGCAAACUGCAUUUCAGCUGCAUUGUUCUAAGACCUAGUUUUGGUUAAAUGAGCUUACAUAAUCAUGCACAUGCAAAAGAAAACUUGUAUUCUGAAAGAUGCACUAUCCAGGUGGUAUACUAUAGCAUUGCUUUCAUUUUCUAGACUGCACCCCAUCUUUUAGAUUACAUAUACUAUCCUGAUCAGUUUUCUGGUGUGCUCUGUCCGCCCAGCACUUUCACAUACAACAGACUUAACGCACAACUCUCACCAUUUAAUCGAGACAGUCUGGUAUAUAUUUUUGUAUAUUUCAUCUCGCCUCUUUCUGACGAAGGUGACCUACCUUAUGGCAUGCAACACAUAGGCGGUACUGUUUUAGGUUGUACCGGUUUUUAGUAGGAAAGAGAACAUAGUUUAUUGUGUUUUCCAUCAGGGAGCCCUUACAGCACCCCUGAUUUUUAGAGAAUUCUGAGUACAAAGUCAUCAACUUUCGUGUUCACGCACCAAGAUUAGCUACAGCCUAAUCCACUAAUAACAACUAAUUGCUUGCUCACUUAAAAGAAGUACUGAUAGAAUGUUAAAAUCAGAUUGCACUGGGUGUCAUUGAUUUUGGUUCCACCUCAAUCAAACAUUCUACUAGUAUGUAGCUUUUAGUCUCUUUGUUUUUAUCAAUUUUCCAGAACGUUCCCUCACCUGAAUUCCUAUAUUUCUAAUACAACUAUUUCCUGUGAUCAAUGUUCGACGUCAAUAUUUUUUUUCAAGCUGCGCUGUUACUGAUCUAUGUAAGCCAAAGUGUACAAAAGUAUGCCAUUUGUUGACCUAGAGUUUUUUUUUUUUUUUUUUUAAGCUUUACCGAUUUGUUUAAAUAAUGCUGUGAAAGCUACAUUUAUGCAGUUUGUGCAGGUUGUAUAUAUGGCCCGAGGGACAUAUAGUAUAAAGGGCUAACCGUAACAAUCGGUCGGCUAAUUAAGUAAAAUUCGUCAAUUUUUAGUGAGUGAAAAUAGACAUAUGGUUCCAAUUAAAAACUUGCUGCCUCGGCAUUGUAUCCUUCUAAAAAGAGUUGAUUGUGGUUUUCAAUGACGCUCAACAAGUUUCUAACUGGAACCAUAUGUCUAUUUUCACUCAUUAAAAAGUUAAUUAUUUCCCCUGCACCGCGUCCCCGUGGCCGUAUAACAUCACCUGCACAAACCGCGUAAGUGUAGCUUUCGUGGCUUUUUUAAACAAAUCUGUAAAGCUGGAAAAAAAAAAAACGGCCUAUAUAUCUGCGGCGACAGUGCCUGGAGCGCAUCUCCGACUGGUGCAUUUACUGCGUCUUCAUUUUUGGCCCCUCAACUUCCGCCUGCUGACGUCGCAGCUGGCUCGUGCUGUUGCUGACGGCAAUCUUGGCAGUGGUACAGCAGCAGAGCUGGGUAUGGUAGGCUACUUUCCUGCCGUAGCUCACUUCGUAGCCAGCCGGUCGACCGAGGCCAAGGUAACCGUGGGCUGGGACGUUGCAUUGACAGCGACCCUUCUGUCCCGUCUUUCCGACUGCCAGGAUCACGACAACCGACACCACGAGACACUACAUUUAGUGACACUUUGCUGCCUGUUCAGGACCGCUUUGGUUGAUUGGGAAGUGCAGCAGCACGAGUCGGGGAUGCAUUCUUCAAGGUACUGCAGUGAUGAUGUGAAAUGUUAUUAGCCUUUGUUAUGUGUGUGUAUCUUUUCUUUUCGAUUCAUGUUGUUACAGACAGACAUGUCUUCCAGCAGCCUCGUAUGAGACGAUAUACGUUUAUGGAUGAUAUUCUGCAGAAGUCGAGCCAAAGAGAGAUUCCUAGAUUGUAUGCUUAUGUCUUUUCUUUUUUUUUUUGUUAGAGCCAGCCAUAUUUACUAUACACAGGAGGAUGACGUAUUUGUUUUUAAUGUAUUGUCAAAUACUGAGUGUACAUCCAAGCCGGUGCCAGUUUCCACAUUGUGUUUUUCAUAAGCAUAAAAAAUGUUUGGUGGAGGAGGGUAUAAAGUAUAUAUAAAUGUGUUUUGACUUAAUUGAUAUCAGCCCUCCUCAUCGUAAUUGCUGCACGCUUUGAGGUGGCCCACUAAAUGUUGGAUAUUUUACGAUGGUCAGUUUUACUGUUUAGUUUUAAACAUGUCCAAAGAAUAUGAGGAAUAUUUGUUCCAAAUAUUUUUUUGUCUCCAUAGGCUGGCACGACGUACCCUACCUAUGUUAAAACCGGUGUGAAGAGAACGUCCUGUUAUCAUAUGGUGAGGUUUUUCACCCAUGUAUACUCUGUUGUUGACAGCGCUCGCUAAUAAGAAUGCUGCUAUAAGUGUUCUUGGAAUGGACUUGAGAUGUUACAUUUAUAGAGGAGAAGCUACCCAUGUAACGGAAGUGGCACAAAUGCUAAAUAACAGACUGUGUCGUAUAUGUUUGUUUUCCAGCUGUUAGCAAGUUUGUGUCUUGACAUUUUUUUAAUGUUCAACAAGGUUGAAUGUUACACACACAAUCGCCGUUGUAUCAAUCAUAGGUGUGCCAAUUGGGGAGGUGUGUAGUAACUAGCAUACAGACUAAGCCAUUUUCACUGUUUUGCUGUUGUGAUGUGAUUCUGAAAGCAUUUAUUGCCUGACCGAAGCAAUGACACGUAUUAGGUUUUUUUCUUGUAUUUUUAGAUUGUGAUUAUUUUAGUAUAUAUCAACCAUGUGUCUGAUCAAUCCCAGAUUGUUUGUGCUUAGAGGGACCAUAACAGUAUUAAUUGUCUCUUCAGUGCACUGAAUUUUAUUGUGUGCAAUGUUUUUGGCCUUUGUCAUGCAGGAAUUUUCUACACCAUGUUAUAGUUCAUUAUUCUCAAGAGGCCUACUUCCCAUUGUUAGCUGACUUAUUAUAACUCUUUUUUUUUUACCUGGACAAUUGCAAAGCAUGUGCUAUUCUCCAGAACUUGAACAGAGAUAUUGAUAAAGAAAAUAAAAUUUCUCUCUUCUGGAGUGUACGUUAACCUGUUUAGCAAAAUUAAGAGACUUCUGCCUUCAGUUUUCUGUUAUUUCAGAUUUUAUUUACACAUCGUGUCCUGUAAAGUUGGUCCCCGUCGUAUCGCGGUGAACGCCUGUGUCUAGCAUGUCAUGAUAAAUGGAAUAAAAACAAAGAAAAUUAA
Molecule: messenger RNA, 5375 nt
Organism: Ixodes scapularis (black-legged tick)
Lineage: Eukaryota; Metazoa; Arthropoda; Arachnida; Ixodida; Ixodidae
Gene: Ipp
Product: inositol polyphosphate 1-phosphatase
Exons: 7
Coding region: 499-1734 (411 amino acids)
Molecular function (GO): inositol-1,4-bisphosphate 1-phosphatase activity
Source: RefSeq, a predicted model, not a curated record